ACAACAACAACAACAACAUAGCACACAAGUUCCGGGAAGUUUUACACUCCUACAUAGGAGUCUACUCCCGUAUUCGGAAGAAGAAGAAGGAUAUUUAUGCAAACAAAGGUUACGAGCUGCAAGCAGUCAAUGCUGGAGUGCCAUGCCCCUCACAAAUGACGAAUCCUAUGUUGCCUGGCCAGUCAUUUAGUGAUCAAUGUAAAGUAUGUUUUGGAUGGAGGAGUCCUCAGCUUUCUUUUUUCUCCUCAUCAGUAUUUUUGAAAGGUUACAUGGCUCUCAAGUUAUAUCUUCAUGACAUGGUACGUCCAAAUCAUAUGCCAGCUUUUAGAGCACUUGAGAGAUUCUUCAGUGAAAAAGGUAAAUUUGUAAUCUUGGUUUUGUUAUUGUCCUCCAACAAAUAUACACAAAAGGAGGCCACACAAGUUGCAUGUGUUUUGACUCAGCAUUUGUUAUCACAGUUGCUACCACACCCAACAAAUUUUAUUUUGGAUACACAUGCAAAAGGAAAAAGUGCAGAGUGUCCUUGUGGAUGUGGAGCAUUCAUGUUGUAUGGUACAACUUUAGAAUUAAGCCAUAAUCUAUUUUACGGGAAUGCUGAUAUAAUUCUUUUUCCAUCUGACAAAAGUUUAUCCCAAGAUGUCAUGAAUGUGAUGGAAACUUCUUCAAUUAUAACAACACCUAAAUAUUCCUUUGAGAAAGAGUUUGAAGAAGAUGAUAUUGAUGGAGAUGAGUUUGCUGAAAAAGACCUUUCAGAUGUUACGUUAGAUGAAGCCACAAAGUAUGAUCAGGUCUUAAUGCAGGCUAUUUCAGUCUCGCUCUGUAAACACAAACAACUAAAAAACAAAAAACUUAUCAAAAACAACAUUUCUGCAGUUCCAACUUGCCAAAUUACUAAAGACACUUACUGUGUGGCAUUGUAUGAUGCUCAAUAUGACUAUUUGAUGAGAACAAAUAAACCUUUAAAUCUUUUUGAUGGAAAUUCUCUUCAAUUUGAUGCAGUGUUAGAUUUGUGGCUUUUGAUUCACCAUAACUUAUUUUGUUCAACACCCCACCAGAAAGUUUUGAGGGAACUUAAAGGGACAUGUGAU
Molecule: messenger RNA, 1088 nt
Organism: Mytilus trossulus (common blue mussel)
Lineage: Eukaryota; Metazoa; Mollusca; Bivalvia; Mytilida; Mytilidae
Exons: 4
Source: RefSeq, a predicted model, not a curated record